AUGCCUUUCAUGUCUCAAUUGCUUGGUGAUGAAAUUUACGACCCCUUCCUUUCAAUGGUCAACAGAUGUCCGGUCCUGAACACUCCGACGGACUGGAAAGAAAUCCCGGAAGCCCACGUGUUUAUAUCUGAUCUUCCAGGGCUCAAGAAGGAGGAAGUGAAUGUUGAGGUUGAUGAUGAGAGGGUGCUUAAAAUAUAUGGAGAAAGGAAAGAGGAAAAAUAUGAUAAGAAUGAUAAGUGGCAUAGAAUGGAACGUUGUCGAGGUAAGUUUCGUCGGAGCUUCGAGUUGCCGGAGAAUGCGAAGACCGACGGAGUUAAGGCGUCGAUGGAGAACGGGGUGAUGGUUGUGACUGUCCCCAAGCAAGAAGUGAAGAAGCCGGCAAAGAAAAUGAUUCAGAUCGAGGGUUGAGUGUGAUCUUUCAUGCUGUGUUUCAUGUUCUAUGUUGGU
This is a messenger RNA of Hibiscus syriacus, 447 nucleotides long. RefSeq names its product class I heat shock protein-like. The transcript has a single exon. Gene Ontology annotation, biological process: protein complex oligomerization; protein folding; response to salt stress. The record is from RefSeq and is a predicted model, not a curated record. Bases 1 to 408 code for a protein of 135 amino acids. NCBI's taxonomy places the organism in Eukaryota, Viridiplantae, Streptophyta, Magnoliopsida, Malvales, Malvaceae.